UGUAGUGGUCCAGCAUUUUUUGAAAGGAAUUUUUUAAGGACGAUAAAAGAGAUUCUCAAGAACUGACUUGUGAUUUACGUUAUUAUCAUGGACGCCUCCUUGUCGCAGUUUUUCAAGGAGCAGCAUGCCUUACCGGACAACCAGCAUUGUUUCGAGUGCUUCCAGAAGGACAACUCCUGGGCCUCGACCAUAUCCUGAGCAAAAACGCCCCCACCCCAUAGUCAAGUAGGGAUUCUAGCAACACAAAUCUCCAAGUUUUGGGAGCUGGGCAUGACAAGUCUUCCUCUUUAUUGUAGUGCUGGUUGGCAAGGGAAGCCGCAUGAGAAAGCCAUUUUCUCAUCCUGUUUACAGCAUUGCAAGUUCCAAAGCACGAUUGGAAAUGUCUCGUCUCAUGGAGCUGCUCAUUCCAAACGUUCCUGGUGUCAUUGCGAAUUUGCAUGACAACUAUGAAUGGGGUGGGGACGUUUUUACAUAGGAUAGACCAGUUUCGGCAUCUACCUGUGCCACACCUGCUCCGGGGUGCAUCGGAGCCUGGGCUCGCACGUCAGUUUCGUUCGCUCCUGCACGAUGGACCGGUGGCAGCCCGAGCACAUGCUCCGGAUGCGAUUCGGCGGAAACAGACUGUUCGACGACUACUUGCAGCAAAACGUGGGCGCGAAUUGGCGAAUUACGUGGAAAAACGUGCCCUUGGGGGAGAGGUGGGAUGAUGAUAAUGUUUCUGCGCAUGGUUUUGUGUUGAAUUAUUUCAACAAUUUAUAAUAAAUUGCGCGAUUUCAAUUUCUUCACGUAUAAGCCUGCUUCUUCAUUGUUUCCAAGCGGGUCUCGAUUUUGCCCUGCAGCAGUUGAACCGGCUUUGAAGGUGAGUUCCGUAUCAAAUAGGUUUUGGUAGCGUCAAAAACGAUCUUCUACAAUCGAUAACUUGUUUCGUUGUAGCGCAACUUCUACACUACGACACAAGGUACCAGCACCCAGCCAGUGUGCGUUUCAAGGAGGAGAUGACGGCGCACUUGGCCGCAGCUGCGUCCUCCUCUACAAGUUCUGCAGCUUCGAGUGCUGCUGGCCCGGUAAGGACGACCAGUUCCGCAUCUGGUUCCUCGUCAACAUGGUCUAUUGCAGCUCUGCCGCAAGCAAAUGCAAUUUCGUGUAGUACAACGACUACUGUACAACUAGGAGCUGCUGCUGCAUCCGCGGCCUCGCAGGGAGGAAAUCAUCUUGGCCGGCCGCGCAUAGUUGGAGAUGACAAGGGACCGACAUCAAGUAGUGGUUUACAUCUUCUUCACCCUACAACCGGGCUGCAGUCUGCAACCACGUCUGCGUCAGACACGGAUAUGAAGUCUUCUUCUUCCUCAUCGUCUUCAGCGAUGCUUUGUGCUAGUGCAGCAUUUCUCCCGAUCGGUCCUACGCAGACAACAAAUGCGACACUUUCAGGAGGCGGGACAGCAGGAAUGAAGCAAGAUGGUGCGCAGCAGGCGAUGUUGAACCAUCAGCCAGUGUACAAUGGAAUAGAUGGAAAAAGUAAGAGUCAACUACAUGUAGCUCCUGUAGCACCAAACGGAACAAAAAACGCAUCGUCGAACGGGAACAAUAUUAAGCAGGGUCAAGUUGUCGAUGUCUGGUCAGAUAAACUGUGGGGCAUGUGGGACGAUGAAUUCUGGGAAUCACCGACCUAAAAGCUACAUGUCGAGCAAAUAAAGUAGUCCACAAUUUAUUCAGCGAUCUGCGAGCACGCCUGCUACCCGCCAUGGCCACAAAACUUCUAU
Molecule: messenger RNA, 1760 nt
Organism: Amoebophrya sp. A120
Lineage: Eukaryota; Dinophyceae; Syndiniales; Amoebophryaceae
Source: the annotation of a GenBank genome assembly